AUGCUACGAUCUCAGAUCGUCUGGUGGCCGUCUGGAGACGAUCUACUUUUUGAAAAGAUGGUGUCACUUCCUCAGUUACACAAAGCUCUCCUUGCCGAAUGGAGUAAAGAACAGAAGAAUAGCAACACUAUCGACCAGAUUUUGAGACAAAUCGGUGAUGCCUUGUUUGACCAGGCUGCGAUGGCUUCGCUUGACAUGAACGCCCUUACCACCAUAUACAAGGAUUACUAUGAGAUUAGCGCUCUUGUCGCGGUAUUCAAGAAUGACAUGGUAGCCUUUGACGACGCAAUACCCCGGGUGCUGUCAUUUUACGAACAGUGUCCAUCUGCCGCUGAAAACAAAUAUUUGAUGAUCGGACUCAAUCUCAUGUUUCUUCUAGCGAGCAACCGCUUAUCCGAUUUUCAUAUGUUGUUGGAAUCAGUUCCCCAAAACAUCCAAACGAGCAAUCCCUACAUCUCAACGCCUGUACGCCUUGAGCAAUCGCUGAUGGAAGGAGCGUACAAUAAGGUCAUUCUUACUGAGAAAACAAUCCCUAGUCAGUACUACAGCACAUUUAUCAGGAUCAUGAUGGAUGCAGUAAGAAGCGAUAUUGCGAUCUCUAUUGAGAAGUCAUUCAAAUUAUUGAGUACUCGAGAUGCGGCAAACAUGCUCCUGUUUGACACUGAAGCGCAAGUCACAGAGUUCGCUAAACAGCGAAAGUGGAAAACUGAUCACGGGUGUUUUGUCUUCGAAACGGAUGCGGCACAGCAGGACAAACCUACGCUGGACACUGCUCGUAUCGCUAAACAAACGAUCUUCUAUGCAAAACAGCUGGAAAUGAUUGUCUAAUUUACUUGAACAUAAUCACGAUGUAUAUGCAUAAAUAAGUUCACAAGCUUUAACCCUA
Molecule: messenger RNA, 886 nt
Organism: Cylicocyclus nassatus
Lineage: Eukaryota; Metazoa; Nematoda; Chromadorea; Rhabditida; Strongylidae
Source: the annotation of a GenBank genome assembly